Molecule: messenger RNA, 6427 nt
Organism: Phymastichus coffea
Lineage: Eukaryota; Metazoa; Arthropoda; Insecta; Hymenoptera; Eulophidae
Product: 205 kDa microtubule-associated protein-like
Exons: 10
Coding region: 257-5218 (1653 amino acids)
Biological process (GO): protein dephosphorylation; negative regulation of protein kinase activity
Molecular function (GO): cation binding; protein serine/threonine phosphatase activity
Source: RefSeq, a predicted model, not a curated record
GGGUAGUCGCCGUCGCGCGCAAACGAAAGGAAAGAGAUAGUAACAGCACAUAAGUAUACACAACGCUAAUACAGAAAAUAUACAGCUAGCCAGCAGCAUUCCCGCGCACCGCGCAAGAGCAUCGAGUGUGUGUUGUUUUCCGAGUAGUCGCAACGAAGGCAUCUCCACGUGCAGUUAAGAGCUACUUUGCUGUUCUAAUAAACGCAAAGUGUGCAGUGCUAUACGAGAAAUAUAAACGUGACGACGAAACGAGACCAUGGCGACCACGGAUUUUUGCGAUGGUGAUUAUCUUGGGGCUUACCGGCGUUUCCUCGAACACUUCGUGACAAAUAUCUGCCGCGAGGAUCAACUACCGGUGAAGAUGUCAAAGCGUGAUGUACGCGAAUGCGAGCUAGCCGGCGACCUCGCCGACAUCACUUUGCAGCAUCUCAAUCAAAGGAUAUGUCCUCCAAGUUUGCAAGCUUACCUGGUGAAAUUAGUAAGAGAGGAGUUUGAAAGUAUGUUUCAGAAACAACCAGAUGAAUGUGGUUAUCGACCUCAGAACAAAGCCUUUACGCCUCUAAAGUUAAUGCAAGUUGUUACAAGUAAAGUUAAUGAAAUUUGUCAGCGUUAUCUGGACAAUAGCAGACUUGCAUUACUGCCUCCACCUCCGUCCAUUCCACUACCAUUAGUCUCUUCACAUGCAAUUAAGAAUAGAAGAAGAAAAAUGGAAGAUCGUUCCGUAGUUUUACACGAUUUACAUACUAUGUUCGGUAUUAAGAAUGAUGCAGUUGUAAAUUAUUAUGCAGUAUUUGAUGGUCAUGGAGGACAAGAAGCUGCUAUAUAUAGCGCAACUCACCUUCAUCAGUAUUUGUUAGAGAGUCGAUAUUAUCCCGACGAUCUGGAACUUGCCUUACGCGACGCUUUCCGUACUACGGAUACUAGAUUUUUAGAGUGCGAUCAUACAAAAAAUAGCGGUGCCACUGCCGUUUGUUGUGUUAUAUAUAAUAAAACUUUGUACACUGCAUGGGCUGGUGAUUCUCAAGCUGCAUUAAUAAAGAAUGGAAGAGGAGAUUUUUUGACAGUGCCUCAUACACCAGGGAGACCAGAUGAAAAAGCGAGAAUAGAGAAUUUAGGAGGAGAAGUUAUAUAUUUUGGUUCAUGGAGAGUAAAUGGCGUUCUAAAUAUUUCCAGAUCCAUUGGCGACAGCAGCUUCAAGCCCUACGUCACGGAGGAGCCGCAAAUCACGCAAGUACAACUGGACGGCACGGAGGACUUUCUGAUAAUCGCUUGCGAUGGAUUGUGGGAGAAGGUUAGCGAGGAGACCGUCACCUCGCUGCUCUACGAGUACGUCAGCUGCAAUCAGAGCCACUACCAAUCGGCGAGCGAGGCCUUGGUGUUGUGGGCGAAGCAGAAUCUGAGCGACGACAACAUCUCGGUGAUCGUGGUCUUUCUGACAACACCAUCCGAGAUCGCGGCCAAGCACUUCUACAGUCCGCGGCCCGUCGCUAUGGAGCCGCAGCAGCCGGAGCUCGACUCGCACCAGCCACCACCACCUGCCUUCGAUUUCGCUGGCUUCGGCAAUCAGUCGCCGAGCGCCAAACCGAACCUGCUGCAGACUAACGGCACCGACGACAACAACUACGCCGCCCCUUCGCUGCUCGAGCCGAUCAACGGCCGACACAGACCCAAGCCGCCCAAGUACAACGACGACGAUGACGACGACGAGGACGAGGACGUAAACGAAGACGUGGACGAAGAGGACGACGACCUCGGGCCGGAGACGAACGUCGAUGUCAUCGACGAAUCGCGCGAGGACUUUGGCAAGCUCGAGCAAGCUAUGGGCCAGAACUAUCCCGACGAGUUCCUCAUCAAGAUGCCCGCUAAGAGGAACGACGAGCAGCUGCGCCAGCACGAUGCUUUCGAGAUCGACGAUAAACAGCGUCAUGAGGGCGAACUGGUCGGCCAGGCGGAUAAUGUAGCCGACAGCGAGGAGAGCGAGGACGAGUGGAACUUUUACCGACCAGAAGAGCAGCAGAAGAAAGCGGCGGCAGCAGCCGAGUCGUCGAAACCCGACAGAUGCGAGAAGGAGCGAGAAGCUUGCAGUCAACAGCAGCCACAGCAGCAGUCGGCGCAAGACAGCGCGCUUUUCUCGGAGCUGGACAACGAUAACCGGCCGCAGAGCAGCGGCACCGACGACGUCACCGCCGAGUACGACGAGAUUCACGAGACCGAGCCACAGGAGAAGCAGCCUUUUGUCGCCACGUCCUUGCUCGAGCACCAGCUCGACCACAACGAUAUCGAAGUGGAAUCCGAGACAAAAGCAGUAGCAGCGGUCCCGCUCAAAGAGGACGGCCUGGUGCAGCAUCAACAGCUGCAUCAAGAAGCAAAGCUGUUCGAAAACGAGGAAGAGGAUAUGGAUUCCCAUCUGAAUCCAGACGCGAAAGAAUUUGUGCCCAGUUCACCCGGCUCGCCACCGCUAGUGCCCCAGCUGGUGCAAAUGAACAGCGAUUUGGUUGCUGGCUCGCCGCUCAAGCAGAACCAGCGUGCUCUCAAGAAUCGCAAGAUUCCCAGCGAGCAGGAGUUCCAAGAGGAGAUCUGCCGUCGGCCAUCGGAGAUCAACGACCAGAUUGUCGACUUUUCCAACAACGAGGCUUCGCCCAAUACCACCACCAACCUCUUCAGCGGCUUGGAAGACGAGCGCCAGAAGACUGUCCUCAUGAAUCUCGACGAGUCCGAGGUGUCAUCCACCAAGGCAGAAUUUGGCGAUGAGUCCAACUACUCCGUCGCCAGCGAGUUCUACAAGACUGGAGCCGACUGCUCGUACACUGGCUCCGAACGUGGCGAAUUUGACGCGAUGGCUACAUCCAUGACUCCCGGCGACUUCAAACAAGCCUUUGAGCAAGAUCUUGAUCUUAAUAAGGUUCACGAACUUAAGGACGAGGACUUAUUCUCGGUGGAUACGCACAAUGGCCUACGAAACGACGAGGAGGUACCCAAGAUUGCUGUCAACCUAGACGAUCUCGUUAACAGUACGGACAAUUUUGAUUUCGAGCAGCAGAAUGUCAGCGUUGAAGUCUUCUCAGCAGUUGUCGACGAACGCGUGUCCUCCUAUGACAACAACGAUUUACUGAUGAACAUGCGCAACUCCGAGCAUAGCAAGGACGAGUUGCCAGAAUCUACUUUCAGCAAUCCCUUCACAACCGUCGACAAUAUUCAGAAUCUCACCGAGGGUAUUCAAAAUGUCAAUCUCGAAGAUAAGGUAGAUGAGAAGCCUCUCAGCGAACCGGUAAUGAUGAAUCCAUUGGAUCUGAACUUUGGCGCACCUCCUGCUGAGCAGAAGGCAAACGACGCUAUUCUCGUGUCUCCAGUCAAGGAGCCCGAAAUUAUGUCGAGCAAGUUCGAGGAGGAGAAUCUCAUUUCACGCUCGACCGAGGCAUUGCUCGACGAAUUCAAAACUGAAACAGAAGAGGCUUUCGACAAUCCCAACCGCCUGGAGGAUUUGAAUCCUUUGCACGACCAGUUAGCUGAAGCCGUAAUGACUGAUACUGUUGUAAAGUCUUUCGAUAAAAUGCUCAUCGAAGAAUCGACUCAUAAGAAGCAAACUGAGGAAUUUGUUCAUGAGAAACACGUCGAGGAGUUUGAAUGUAAAAAGCACACCGAUGAGCUUGUUCAUAAAGAAACUAUCAAGGAGCCUGUCCACGAGACAUACGAUAAAAUCUUUGGUUGUGAAAAGAACGUUGAGAAAUAUUUCGAGGACGCAAAGGCUACGUAUGAUAUGCACGUUGAAGAGGAUACUCACGAGAUGCAUGUUAAACACGAUACGAAGCCUAUAAAUCUGUCCGAAUCUCUACAAGAGUUCACUGGUUUGGAGGAGCAGUUGAGUCCCCAAUCUCGCGAAGUCAAGGGCGACAUUUGCUUCAAGGAAGUGCCGACUUUAAAGGAGAGCCUCGUCGACGAACCGAAGGAUGUCGAAGAAAUUACGCCCUCUCCAGUAGUCGAGAUGAAAAACUUGCCGUUGCUUUCAAAUGAAACUACAAUGAAAGUAUCGGUACCUGUGACUGAAAUUGCUGCUGCUACAACUGCAAUUGGAGCUGUAGUUGCUGCAACAUCAACCAAACCAUCUAAGCCAUCUACGGCGACAAAGACUUUGAAAUCAACAGUGACUUCCAAGCUCGGCGCCAAGGCAUCGCCGACUUCUCCAACAAAAGCAAGCGUCGCUACUAAAAGCUCCACCACACCGUCAAAGAAAGUACCGUUGACUGCUGGGUCAAAGCCCAAGCCAACUUCCGCAGUUGCUCCAAAACCUACUACGAGUUUGGCCAGCAGGACAUCAACAGCUGCUAAAACCAUUACAUCAACGGCCAAAGCGCUAACGACCAGUGCAAAUGCUAAACCAGCUCCUCGCACGAAUAUGGCACCAAUUGGGCCGAAACCUAAACUCAGUAGUGUUGGUUCCAAGGUCGGUUCAUUAUCUGCUGACAAGAAACCGACAACCAAUGGUGACGUCAGAUCCGCUGCCGCUAAGCCUACACUAAUUAGUCGAACGCAGGUCAAGCCUCCAAUGAGCAACGGUGCGCCCAAGAGUAGCCUAGUCAAAACGUCUACCACACGUAUGAGCAUAGGCGCCAGUAGCACCAACACAGCUUCCAAGCCUCGACCGACUUCGAGCACCACAGCCAAGACUACUGCCACCUCGAGACUGAACAUGUCAGGUGUAACGAGCUCGACGUCCACGGCUAGGCCAAAAACCGCUCCAGCCACUACAACUUCGACUCCGGCUGCAAAGUCCAAGAUUGGAAUGAAGUCGCCGAUGAUCGAUAAACAAAUCAAGGAAUCCGCUAACAAGCAGAUCUCGUCGGCACGUGUUUCCACAACCGCUGCUCCAAAAGCACGUCCGACGUCGACUACAACUUGCACAACGGCAAAUAAACGUUUGUCGUUGGCCCCUAAGCCAGCUGCCUCUCCCUCGAAGAAACCAUCAACUACCGUUGCUGCAAUGAAAACGGCUGCGAAACCAAGUGUCGCAUCGAAGGUCAACUCGAAGGUGAGCUCGACGACAAAGACUAGCACAACCGUAAAAACCGAGGUCGUUCAGAAUGGAAUCUGCGAAAGCGAUGAGAGCAAGAUCAGCACAACGACGACCACAACGACAACGAAUAUCGAGGAAGAUGUACCGAUGAAGGAUGUUUCGCCGAUUGAGCCGGUCACUGAUAACCAGCUCAUCACCGCCGAGUGAAUUCGUGCGUGAUAAACAGGAUCGAUAUUAAUUGUACCCUACUCUUUUUUAUUUCUUAAUUUAUACAUCAAAUGAAUCUUUUUUCCUCUAUUGAGAGAAAAUCAGUAUAGCUUAUACGUAUACUAUUGAACGUUAAGGCCAAUAGUUUUUACAUCUUAAUUUUUUUUUGUGCUGCGUUUAAGUUUCAAUGGACAGAUACCCCGAUGCGCAUUCACACAUAAUAGUUGGAGAACAAAGUUGAAUUGGAUACAUUUUUAAUAUACUCACAUUUAUUAAAAAAAAUGCGUAAUAUAUGUAUGUUUCAAAAGAAAACGCAAAUUUAAGACAAGAUGUAUUAACCUAUAUUCAAAGAUCAUUAUUAUUAUAUAUCUAUUCACAUAAUUGCUUGACUGCUUCGGUGUGCUGUGAAAUCUCCUACUGAAACUUAAAAAUAAAAAGAAAAAAAAACACGGCAGUGGAUAAAUGGCUUGAACUUUUGUUGUGUAAAUAAUCGGAUGCGUUCGAAGUUCCGGUAUUAUUGUAAUUGUAUUUUAUGCAAGCUCUGAGUAUGCGUAAUUAUGUGGUGCUCGUCAAUGGCCUCCAAAUAUUUGCGAAGAAACGUCGUUGAGGGAUGAUAUAUAUGAUCGAUGGUAAAGAUGAAACGAUAAAAAAUGAUGAUGAAACAUUAAAGUUCGUAGUACGAAUUUACUCGCACAGAAUCGACUUUCUUUAUACCAAGACGCGGACAAAACGAAUUCGGAGUAUAUUGUUAGAUAUAACUCUCCCCAUGGCGACGGUAUUACUUUUCACCUAACAAAACAAGACGGUUUCUUUUUUUUAUAUUUUUAAUAACAUUUUUGUAUGUGCAUCCAUAUAACAAUAUCAUAUUUGAUAAUAAGGACAUAUUUAUUUUUGUUUGUUCCUAAAAGUUGAGUAAAAACCAACGAAAUCGUCACCAUUUUAAUACGUACUACUAUUUAUGUACAGCACUUUUGACUUUAUGUGAUAACUUUAUUAUUAAAUGAAAUCAUCAGUAUGAAGAACAACGUUUAUAUAAAAAAAACAAAAACAAUAAACAUGCGAAUUUUUUCUAAUAUCGGUUUUCUUUUGUAAAUCCGUGUGCUCGGUUUUAGAAUAAUUUUAAGAGAAUAUUUUUUUUCUUCAUUUGUUAUAGUUUUAUUUUAAUCAUUGACAGAACAUUGUAAUUGAAUAAAUCUUUAACUUUUAUCA